GCGAGUCCGUGCUGGAGUCCGUUCCCCUUCAGCGCCACAGUCCGACGACACGGAUGAUUCCGCGUUUCUCAGCCGCUGCUGUUCGCGACGACUCGGGGAUUUAUUCCACUUCUUGUGCUUUUGGACCCGUGGAUCAUAUUUGGGAGUGAAUCGGUAGUUUUUGUGCCGCGCCGACAGACUUGUUGUCGGUGAUGUCUCGCCGCUGACAUGAAUCCUCCAAGACCACCGAACCGCUCCGAUGGCGUGACCGCCGUCACGGCGACGGAGGAGGGCGGGGGAGACCCACCAGGCGCCGGCGCCGCUGGAGCCCCGCGUUCGCACGGCGGAGGCGAUCGGCGGCGUGGCCACGCCGAGCUCAGCGGGGACGAGCCGCCGGAGCCGCCGGAGCCGCAGUCCCGGCGCAGAGCCCGGUCCAUCUCGCCUCUCGAGGGCCUGGGCGUGUUUCAAACGAGGUCUAUUUUCCACCUCCCUCGCCGCCCCUCGAGUGGAUAUUUCUCCUCCGACGGCGACUCGGUGCCGAGCUCGCCGCGUUCCCCGAGGCCAGCGACGGCUGACACGAGCACGCAGACGCCGAGUCCCGCCUGCCAGGUGAUGAACCACGCCCUGCAGCGCGUGAGCGAGGCGCACGGCGGAGGAGCGGGAGCGCAGCAGCACGGAAGCCUUCCGAGCCCCUUUAGUGCACAGCAGCACCACUCAGCAGGGGACAUGCAGGCCGUGGAGGUCGGACGGGAGCUCAGACGCAUCGGAGACGACUUCAACAACCACCUCCUGGAGGUGGCGGGCCGGCAUCCAUGGGUGGUGAUCCAGCCCAUCCGCGUUCCACACGUCCACCAGGACCCCGCCGUGGUCCUCUGCCUGGGCCUCCUGCUGCUGGUGAUCGGACGGAUACUCUACUCACAGGCCGGCGCCAGCAGCCACCCUCAGGUGUAGCCUCCGACGGGCCUGGCCCGCGUAGCGCUUCCGCUCCAUCUCGCAUCCAUGCUCCUUCUCCCGCUGCACCCUUCCGCUUCCCGCAUGCGGAAGUCGACUCCGGGAUGCGGAUGGAGGUCAUUUGGUGACACUUUUAAGGAACUCGUGGAGACGUGGACUUGUGUUUGCACUUUAGUUGCACCUUCACGGCCUCCGAGCCUCUGCAGUGCAGCCAAAGAGCCUGGAUGUGUGCACUGUCCCGGUGCAGAGGAAGUGAUGUCACCUGCAGGAAAGAUGAAAUGUGCCUUGUACAGUUUCCUGUUUUCCUUUUUUAGCUUCUUGUGUGUUUUUAUUGUGCAGAAAUUGAUUCCCUGGACAAUGCACACCCAGGGUUGUUGACUGUCAUGACUACUCAAGUUUUGUGGGAACAAAGUGGAACAAGCAGCCAGGACACAAUCCUUCCGAACUGUGCCUUUGGUCUUCCCCGUUCGCUCAGUAGAACCAGUGAUUCCAGCAUCUCACAGGAAUCGCACCCUCAAGAUAUGAGCAAUAAUUGGUGUGAACAUAAAUAGAGUAAGAUGUUCUAUGAAUAUGUGUGUGUGUGGUGUAAGCGAAGGGCUGAUGGCUGAUGCAGAAUGGAAGCUCACAGCCAGAAGAGAUCAUCACCACUCAUACUUCACAUCCACAUAAACUAAUACAUCUUAAUGACAGAAUGUUCUUUACUUUCAUGCCAUAUUUUGAAACCUGGGUCAAGCUUUGGGUGAAAUAGCUCAAUACUCUGGAUCAUUGUCUCAUCAAUGUGACUUUAUUGUAUUAAUCAAUUUAGAAUUAGGCCAAACCCAGUUGACGCGUUAGAUCUGGUUACGUAACUCUCACGACUCAAGUACAAUGAGCCAACACCAAGCACUGAUUCCUGUUUGUGUCAAUAUUGUUUUCCUAAAAAGAAGCAUUAAGUGGUUUUAUUUGUUUUUGGUCGUAUCAUUGGUAAAAGUUUUGCACGUUAAUACUCAAAAGCAGGAGCAGUAAAAAAAGAAUUAACUCAAGGCAGGAAAAAAAAACUGUUAACGAAAUCCUCAGUUCUAUGAACCAUCUGUGUUUUUUUUUUUAAAUUGCUUUCAUAAUUUGUUGGAAAUUUCCAAAGCACUUUGUUAUUAGCGUAGCCGUUCUGGGUUUUUGGUCUUAACGUUCCGUCAGAGGGAGUGGCGCCGGCUGGUCUUCAUAUGUUGACAAGGUCGUGUUAUCCGUUUAUUAGCGCCUGUUAGUCAUGUGACGCGGCACUUCGUGUGUUCACAGCUGCAACUGUACACGCGUUAAGAUCCAUGCGAGCGUCGCUGUGACUUUCUGAGUUUUCUGGAAACAUUGUGCGGAUGAAAUAGAACGGAAGCAACUGUUUGUGCCUCUGACGCGACGACGAUCUUCUGCUGAGGAUAAGAAUGACGAUGAAUUAUAAUAAUCACCAAGAGACGAACACGACUGCUAAAGUUAAAGACACCCUGUGGUUAAAAUGAAUCAUUUCUCUUUUAAACGUUAACGUGUUUGUGUAUGUUUGUUUAAGCGUCACUGUACCACACUACUCCUGUUUGACAGCGUCCACAUGCAUCGCGUGCGACCCUCGGGCCCUUCACCGCGCUGCUUUCGCCCGCUUUCACCUGCUGUGGAGCUCGGAGGCCUUGUCUGCGCGCUGCCUUUCUUUAUUGUGCCGUGUGAAACCUAAGACCUCAUUCUGAAGUACUGUAUUAGAGCCGGCGUUUGAGAGGACAGCGUGGCCGUGAGGAAACCGAGAGAGCGCCCGGCGUCUGCUGAUGCCGCGUUGGGAGGUCUGAGCGAAUGCCGCGCUUGCUCCCAUCAACACCGCUGGAGACAGCGGCUUCGGACGUUAUCACGCCAUUCAGUGGUCAUUAUCAGUGGUUAUCAGCCCAUACGUAUGGACCGGUAGGUGACCACCUACCUGCUGGCAGCGGUGAAUAGGUGCAGUAGGUCGCUGUCAUUGAUCAGGUUGAUCACGGCUCGGAUGAUUAAACCAGCAGAGUCAGUAGGGGCGCUGUUGAGCAGUUGUUGUUCAGACGGGAGGAUCGAAGUUUUUAAUUUUGAUUUAUUAGCGAGAAUAACUUACCAAGUAGCUAGCGGUACUGUGUAAGCUAACUGUAACCUGAACCCCCCACCCGUUGUCCAGCCCUAAACCACAAUAACGUCCGAAGCCGCUUAACAUAGCAGCUUAGCUAGCUGCUAGCUGUUAGCGAGGAGGCAGAGCAGGCACCUACCGGUCCGUACGAAUGCGCUGAUAAGUUCUCAUCAGCCCAUUCGUUAUGGCUGAUAACAUCCAAGGGGGUGCAGCAGAUGCUUUGGCUUCCGCCGCCGCUGAUUUGUGUCCGCUUGAGCUUCGCUGAAUCCCCAAAAAACAAAAGAAUCACUGAGGCCACGCGUGAAAACAUGGCUGCACUGUGACGCGCGACCGUUGGAGUUCAGGCAGAAAUAGAGUCUGACUCCAGAUGACCCAGUAAAACUGUAGCAGUGUGAUGUCCUCUCUUUGUUUAUACUGAUAUUAUACACUGAAAAUAUUAUAAUUAUACUGUUUUAAUGUCUUGAAAACACUUUAAACAGGUGUAAAUAAAGCAUUUUUCAACUUUUUACAUUAAA
Messenger RNA from Betta splendens (Siamese fighting fish), 3546 nucleotides. It is a transcript of the gene bcl2l11, whose product is annotated as BCL2 like 11. The transcript has 4 exons. The record is from RefSeq and is a predicted model, not a curated record. Lineage: Eukaryota; Metazoa; Chordata; Actinopteri; Anabantiformes; Osphronemidae. The coding region runs from base 208 to 930 and encodes 240 amino acids.